CUUCGCCGGAAUUUCCUCUCCUUCUCGCCUCCUUCUGCUCUUUUUUUUUUUUUUUUCUUCCUUCGUUUCUCUUCGCCACCACAGCCAAACCCUAGGAUCCAAAUUAGCGAAUUUUUCCUUCGGUUUCUUUCCUCCCUAAUAAACACCCCUGGAAGGCCACCGCCUCUCCCCCUCUACCCCUUUCUCCAGCUUUUCAUUCGUUUGGGUUUUCGUUAUGCGAUCAUUUUGAUUAGCAUUUUGUAAUUUUGUGCUGAUUUGGGGAUGGGGACGGUGACGUCAACGAUGGCGGCGAAAUUCGCGUUCUUCCCGCCGACUCCGCCGUGUUACCAGGUGGCGAUGGAUGAGGCCAGUGGGAAGCUGAUGAUGAUGGAGAUGGGGACCAGAGAAAAUGUCGACAUUUUGAAGCUGGAUACCAAGAGAGGGAAUCGGGUGGUGGCGGUGUAUUUUAAGAAUCCUGCGGCUUCCCUAACUCUGCUUUACUCCCAUGGCAACGCGGCCGAUCUGGGGCAGAUGUUUGAUUUGUUUAAUGAGCUCAGCUUGCAUCUUCGGGUCAACUUGAUGGGGUAUGAUUAUAGUGGGUAUGGACAGUCCAGUGGAAAGCCAAGUGAGCAGAAUACUUAUGCUGACAUAGAAGCUGCAUAUAGGUGCCUGGAAGAAAGAUAUGGGGUGAAGGAAGAAGAUGUCAUCCUAUAUGGACAAUCAGUUGGAAGUGGACCUACUCUAGACUUAGCAGCUCGAUUGAUGAACUUGAGGGCUGUGAUUCUACAUAGCCCAAUUGCAUCUGGCUUUCGUGUAAUGUAUCCUGUGAAGCGAACAUAUUGGUUUGAUAUAUACAAGAAUAUUGAUAAGAUGCCAAUGGUCAACUGUCCAGUACUGGUAAUCCAUGGAACUGCUGAUGAUGUUGUAGAUUGGUCCCAUGGUAAGCAGCUUUGGGACCUUUGUAAAGAGAAAUACGAACCAUUAUGGGUGAAGGGAGGCAAUCAUUGUGACUUGGAGCUUUACCCACAAUACAUCAAACACCUCAAGAAGUUUGUAUCAGCCGUUGAAAAAUCACCACAACUUAGAAAUGGACCUGGGCCUGUUGCAGAUCAAAUGGAGACUCCUCGGAAGAGCACAGACUGUAGAGAGACUUAUACACCAAACAUGGAUCAAAAAGAGAAGUUUACACUGAAUACUGAGCAAAGAGAAAAGCCCAGGGUAAGCACAGACUGUAGAGAGAAACCAAGAGCAAGCAUAGAUAGGAGAGAGAAAUCAAGGAAGAGUAUAGACUGUCCUGAGAAAGAGAAUCAUAUCUCAGAUCAGCCUGAGAAAGCAAGGAACAGCAUUGAUCGCUUUGGAGACAUGAUAAGAUCAGUACAAUUAUGCAAUAUUGCUUGUUUCAAACCUGCCACAAAAGCUCUCUGAAGAAAACGAAGAGUAAAUCAAAGGAUUCACUGAUUCAGGAACUGAUCUCGGCAGAUUCAAUAUGCAAAAUCUCGAAAAGCUUCCAGUUAUUUAUUUAUUUAUUUAUUUUAUUGAGAUGGGACGGUGGAUGCAGGAGGUUGAACCCCAAACAUUUGACCUCAUUAUGCAGCUUCUCUUUUUAACAUAUUCUGAAAGGAAUUUUUGUUAGACUUGUCAUUCUCCAGCCGUCCUGUUCUUCCCUACUCUCUAGGCAACCUUUUCUCUGUGGAGUGAUAUUCACUAGUUGAUGUGAAGUGAAAAUGUGUCAAGUCUACAGAAGGAGCGGUUCAAGUUGCUGAGAAGCAAGGCUCCAUGGCACCGUGUAGCUAAAAUGCCCUUAGGCUUUUCUCGAGGUUAACAGGACGAUUUGCUUUGACCAUUCCUGCAUGAAUUGCGCCUUUGUAAUUGAUAUUUUAUCCUCCUCUGCUUUCUGUCGCACAUACUCGUAAGAAUUAAAUUUGAUCAUACAGAUUCACGGUGUUGAUUAAAUUGUGAUUGGUCUCUCAAUUCUUGUACAUUUCAUUAUAAAAAAUAAAAAGGGUUUGUCAUGAGGCGACUAGCUCAAUUGUUUGA
Manihot esculenta (cassava) is the source of this 2016-nucleotide messenger RNA. RefSeq names its product alpha/beta hydrolase domain-containing protein 17B. NCBI's taxonomy places the organism in Eukaryota, Viridiplantae, Streptophyta, Magnoliopsida, Malpighiales, Euphorbiaceae. The transcript is spliced from 7 exons. The record is from RefSeq and is a predicted model, not a curated record. The coding region runs from base 262 to 1404 and encodes 380 amino acids.